Pristis pectinata (smalltooth sawfish) is the source of this 2162-nucleotide messenger RNA. Its product is annotated as BTB/POZ domain-containing protein kctd15. Gene Ontology annotation, molecular function: protein binding. Bases 347 to 1141 code for a protein of 264 amino acids. The transcript is spliced from 6 exons. Gene Ontology annotation, biological process: protein homooligomerization. Lineage: Eukaryota; Metazoa; Chordata; Chondrichthyes; Rhinopristiformes; Pristidae. The record is from RefSeq and is a predicted model, not a curated record.
CAAUGAUUAAAAUCAGCUCUAUUUUUUGGGGACGGGGAGUGGGAGGGGGUUGCCAAAUGUAUUAAGAGAUGUGACAGAACAUCUGAUUAAAACCGUUAUCCCGGGUGGAGGAGGGCAUAGAACCGGGGACUGAGAAAUUGAACCGUUAGCAACAGAAAGGAGCAAAAAAAAAGAAUAAUCCCAUCACCGAAGGCUCUGAAGAGACUGUUUCGCAUCAGUUCGAUCCCAAUCUGCUUUUAACACAGAAACAAGCCAGCCAGAGAGAGAGAGAGAGAGAGAAGGGAGGCGAGAGAGAAAUUCCCCCGAAUUUUCAUCGUAUGGUGUUCGGGGAGAAGGGAAGAGGUUGAUGUUCACGGAGGGAAGAACAAUGUCACGUCUGUCUCUGACCCGCUCCCCUGUGUCACCCGUGGCAUCUCAGGGCAUUCCACUGCCAGCUCAACUCACCAAGUCCAAUGCUCCUGUUCACAUUGAUGUUGGUGGACACAUGUAUACCAGCAGCCUAGCCACCUUAACCAAAUACACAGACUCCAGGAUAGGACGCCUGUUCAAUGGCACAGAGCCCAUCGUCCUGGACAGUUUAAAACAGCACUAUUUCAUUGAUCGAGAUGGAGAGAUUUUCCGAUACAUCUUAAGUUUCCUCAGGACGUCGAAGCUCCUGCUUCCAGAAGACUUCAAGGAUUUCAGCCUGUUAUAUGAAGAAGCAAAGUAUUACCAGCUACAGCCCAUGGUGAGAGAACUGGAGAGGUGGAAGCAGGAACGGGAGCAUCGAAAGUGCUCGCAACCUUGUGAGUGUCUGGUGCUGAGGGUGACUCCUGACCUGGGAGAGCGCAUCAGUCUAAGUGGAGAGAAAUCAUUAAUAGAGGAUAUUUUCCCUGAGACUGGGGAUGUCAUGUGCAACUCUGUAAACGCUGGGUGGAACCAGGACCCCACGCAUGUAAUCCGAUUUCCAAUCAACGGAUACUGCCGGCUUAACUCAGUCCAGGUACUGGAACGGUUGUUGCACAAGGGAUUUCGUGUGGUGGCGUCCUGCGGUGGUGGUGUGGAUUCUUCACAGUUCAGUGAAUAUGUGCUGUAUCGUCAGGACAAGCAGUUACAGCUCACACCAACAACAUUCAGAAUAAAACAGGAGCCCCUGGAUUAGUGUGAGCACUGACCCCCAGCCCGGCCUUCCAGGCUUUUUUAUGUUUUGUUUCUAACAACCCCCACCCACCCCCAACAGUCUACCUGUUUCGUUUUAGUUGCUGGACUCGAGAGCAGGCAUCUGUCAAAGAGGAAGAUCUCUUGAUGAUGAUAUUUAUCGAUGGAUUGGAUCAGCUGCACUCCCGCCCACCAUGCAUGUAUGGACAUCUGAUGCCACCAGUCAUCGUUCCAGGAUGGCAUGAGCCAGGAGCAGAAGCAGACGAGAAGGGGCAUUGGUUAUAACCAUGGAAGGAAUCCAACCUUAGGCCAAUGAGAGGAUCACACUGCGAUGAUCCAGAACUUCUGUAACUUGUAAAGUAUUCUUCUGUCCCGUCCUAUUCUCCAGCCAAGCACUGCUGCUCCAAUCCCAACAGGGCACAGACCAUCUCACCAACAGUGGGCACAGACCAUUUCACUAUCUCCCCAACACUGGGCACAGACAUCUCCCCAACACUGGGCACAAAGCAUCUCACCAGCACUGGGCACAGAGCAUCUGUUCAACACUGGGCACGGAUAUCUCACCCAUGCUGGGCACAGACCAUCUCUGGGCACAGAGCAUCUCGCCAACACAGGGCGUCGAUGUAAACAGUCUAAACUCAGAGUGUUGACACAACGUAGUCUACUUACAGACACUCUGUGCUGGGACAACUGGUCCCCACUACACACAGUCAGUGCUGGGACCAUCAGUCCCUGUUAUACAAACCUUGUCCUACUUUAAAGAUGAUUUCUUGGGACUCUCCACUAUGCCUGACAAUGUGAUUUUAGUGAGCACCCCACUGGUCAGAGGUUUUUAUUAUAGAGACCCACCCAAUGUUUCAUUCUUCCCAUCAUAGACCUCCCGUAUGGAAUCUCCUGUCCCCUCUUCACUUCCUCACCUUGACCAUCCUUCAUCUCACUCGUCCGAGGCUGGUCCCAGACCCAUGAGACUAAAGCAGCUAAAAUUAAAGUACAAUUCAUUACUUGCUGAAAAGAAAGCAGUUGAU